AUGGCUCCUAGUUGGACAAACCUCGUGAGGUUCAUUAGCGAAGAAGAUGGCCAAAUUCACCUUGGUGAAGUCGAUUCAAGCAAGUAUCCAGAUGUUGGUAUCGCCAUGCUUAAUGGCGAGAGGGUUGCGGUCAAGUUGGUCAAAGGGUCGAUCUUCGAUGGCACGGUAACAAACACCGUUGUGCACAUUGCCAGACUUCUGGCUCCCAUUGGAAUCGAAGAAGUGCCCAUUAUCCGGUGCAUGGGACUAAACUAUCGCGACCAUGCCAAGGAGGCAAACAUGCCCAUUCCGGAUGUGCCGGUCCUUUUUGUCAAGCCGCGCACGGCACUCAACGGACCCUAUCCCGCAAAGAUAAACGUGCCAAAAAUUGCACAGGAUGGCUCUAGUGACUAUGAGGCAGAGCUAUCGAUCAUUCUGUCCAAGUCCGGUCGAGAUAUUCCAGAGUCAGAGGCGAUGGAGUAUGUGUUGGGAUAUACCUGCAGCAAUGAUGUUAGUGCUCGAACGCAGCAGUUCAAGAACAGCCAAUGGUCCUUCUCAAAAGGCCCAGUUCUUGCGUCUCCAUCUACCAUCGGCGAUCCGCACAAUCUGCAUAUUAAAGCUAUCCACAACGGCAAUGUGGUGCAAGACACAAACACUACGGAAAUGAUCUUCGAUAUUGCAAAGACCAUUGCAUAUCUCUCUCAGGGAACAACUCUAGAAAAAGGCACCGUUAUCAUGACUGGAACGGGUCCUGGAAUUGGCGCUAUGCGUAAACCUAAGGUCGUCCUGAAAGACGGCGAUGAUAUUAGAGUGGAAGUUGAGAAAAUCGGCACGUUGAUCAACAAGGUCUACUAUGAGUAA
Penicillium daleae is the source of this 840-nucleotide messenger RNA. Its product is annotated as fumarylacetoacetate hydrolase family protein. The coding region runs from base 1 to 840 and encodes 279 amino acids. The record is from RefSeq and is a predicted model, not a curated record. Lineage: Eukaryota; Fungi; Ascomycota; Eurotiomycetes; Eurotiales; Aspergillaceae. Gene Ontology annotation, molecular function: catalytic activity. The transcript is spliced from 4 exons.